CGGGAGGAGGGACGUCUUCAAGAGUCAUUUAAAGAGUGAAAUGGAGAUGAGGUGAUUGCUUGGGGAGGGUUUUGGAGGUGAGGAAGGAAGCAGAGCCCCCCUCAAGUCUCUACACCCCCUACAAGACCCCCGUCCUCUUCCCUCAGAGCACCUGCUUCCCCAGCCCCAGCAUUGACCCCCCGGACCUGGGGUGUCUGUCUAGCUCUGUCUCCCCAGCCGGGGGGCUCCUGGGGACCGGGCUAGGGCUCAACCCCCCAGCAUCGCCCAGCACGGGGCAGGCGCAGUGGAGGUGAGCACCAGGGGCUGGGCAUCAGGUGGGGGCAGACUCCCAUCCCCUUUCUCGGCCCUCACACACCAACAACUGGUCGCUCGGUCCUGCCAGAUGUCUGCCCUACAUCUCUCCAAAGCCAGCUGGUAGGAUUUUUGUAUCCUACCCCUGCACCCACCCCUGGGGCUGCCCCAGAGGCCCCUACAGAAACCAGCAGCUCUGGGGAUUUGAGCCCCAGGGGAGUCCGGAGGAUGCAGGUGCAGGGUGGGGCAGGGCAGGGGCAGGCACCCUUCCAUCACCAACGCACACGCGUGCCAAGCUCUGGCUGCCGACCCUAGGUGCUGGUUUCGGCAGCAUCCAGGCUCCUCACAGGGUGCCCUCCUCUCAGGUUGCCUCCGAGCAGAGGAACCUGGAGGGCCGUGGGGAGGGGAGGAGUAUCUGCUUCGAUCUAGAGAAGCCCGGGACACCGCAGGAGAAUGGGCGGGAGGCCCUCAAGCCCCCUGGACAAGCGGCAGCAGCAGCACCUGAGGGGUGGCCUGAUUCAGCCACCUCUCUGUCCCCGUAUUCCUGCAGGCCAGGUGGAUGCCUUGCUGAGGAACUUCCUGCCCCAAUACCGAGGGCACCUGGCAGCCUCCAUCCUGAGGCAGAUCUCCCAGGAACUGGGCCCCCAAGAGCCGGCCGGAUGUCAAUUGCUACACAGUAAAAAGUUGCCCCGAGUCCGAGAGCACCGAGGGCCCCUCACCCAGCUUUGGGGCCACCCGCCCCAGUGGCAGCAGAUCUUCUGUGUCCUGCGAGGGGAUGGCCGCCUGGAAUGGUUCAGCCACAGGGAGGAAUAUGAAAAUGGGGGCCGUCCCCUGGGCUCCACAGCCCUGACGGGGUACACAAUCCUGACUUCCCAGCGUGAAUAUCUCCACCUGUUGGAUGCUCUCUGCCCAGACUCCUCAGGAGACCAUACACAGGAAGAGCCUGAUCCCCUCCUGGAAAUGCCUGUGAACUUCCCCCUGUUCCUGCAGCACCCCUUCCGAAGGCAUCUCUGUUUCUCUGCAGCCACAGGGGAAGCACAGCGUUCCUGGAGGCUAGCCCUGCAGGGUGGUAUCCGGCUUCGUGGCACAGUCCUGCAGCGCAGUCAGGCCCCAGCCGCCCUCGCCUUCCUGGAGGCCGUACGGCUUUACCGGCAGCACCAAGGCCACUUUGGCCAUGACGACGUGACGCUGGGCUCGGACGCCGAGGUGCUGACCACGGUGCUGAUGAGGGAGCUGCUGCCGGCGCUGCGAGCCCAGACCCUGCCCCGCUUGCGGGGGGCCGGCCGAGCCCGGGCCUGGGCCUGGACUGAGCUCCUGGAUGCCGUUCACGCCGUGGUCCUGGCCGGGGCCUCCGCGGGGCUCCGCGCCUUCCAGCCCGAAAAGGACGAGCUGCUUGCGGCCCUGGAAAGGACAAUCCGCCCGGACGUGGACCAGAUGCUGCGGCUGCGGGCGCGCUUGGCAGGAAGGUUGCGAGCCGAGAUCCAGGGCCCCCUGGAGUCGUGCCUGCACAGGAAGGUGGAUGUGCAGCUGCCCCGGAUCACGCAGACGCUGCGGAACACAGUGGAAGCCGCGCUCGCAGCGGUGCAGACCCUCCUAGCCCAGGGCAUGGACCGCCUGUGUCUCCACCUGCGUGGGAAACCCUCGGGCAUGCGGUUGCGGAAAGAAGUUUACUCAUUUGGGGAGAUGCCGUGGGACCCAGAGCUGAUGCAGAUCUGCUACCGAGAGGCUGAGAGGAGCCGGGGGCGCCUGAGGCAGCUGGUGGCACCGUUUGGCUUCCUUGGAUCGCGAAGUCUGGUGUUUGGGGCCCAGGAUCUCGCACAGCAGGUGAGGCUCAUGGCCGACGCCGUGGCCACCUUCCUGCAGCUGGCUGACCAGUGUCUGACCACGGCCCUGGACUGCAACCAGGCUGCUCAGCAGCUGGAGAAAGUCAGGGGGCGUGUGCUGAAGAAGUUCCAGUCAGACAGUGGCUCAGCACAGAGGAGGUUCAUCCGCAGGUGGCAGAUCUGCAUUUUUUUGCCAUUUGUGCUGAGCCAGCUGGAGCCAAGCUGCAAAUUGGAGCUGCCUGAGUUUGAAGGGGAUGUCCUUGCUGUGGGCAGCCCAGCCCUGACCAUCGAGGGCAUCUACGAGGAUGUCAUCCGGGGGAUCCUGCUGCAGAGGAUUGAUAGAGAAUUGAAAAAGGCCCUUGGUGCCAGCGAUGUGUCCUGUGCUCUGGAUGGCUGCUCGGAGGCCCCAUGGGACCAGGAGGGAGCAGAUGAAGAAACUGAGGCUCAGAGAGAGACUUGCUCCAGGCAGCCAGGCUCCUGCACUGAGGUCCAGCCACUCUGCCCACUGUCGCCUCCAGGGACAUUACGGAGCUGAAUCUUCGCUCACAUCCAUCUUCAUUACCAACGGAUAAAUGUCUACUGGUGGACUUUCUGAGUCAUAUGCACCAUUUCAAAGCUUUUAUAACCCCCUCACCUCCACCUCACUCAUUUUCAGAAACGCCAAGCCUUUUAUACUCCCACCAGCAGUAUUUGUGCUUAUUCUCCAUAUCCCUUCCAAACACUAGGAAUUUUCAUUAAAAAAAAGUCAAUUUGAUAGGCACACACACAUUUCAUUUUCUUAUUUUGAGUUUCUUUGAUGACUAAAGUGAACCUAAAAAUAUGUUUAUUGGCCAUUUAUAUGUUUGUGGGAUUUUUAAAAAUUGAAUUGCCUGUUCAUGGUUUUACCUACUUUUUCCUUCAGGAGAUUUUAUCUUUUUCUUAUUGAUCUCUAAUGACUUUUUGUAUAUUAAGGAUAUUAAUAAUGCUUUGUUAUCCAGGUUACAGAUAUUUUUUCUCAGCUUGCUGUGGGCCUUUGGGUUUAUUUACUCGCUCCAAAUCUUAACUUGGUAUCAAGUUGAGAGAGAGCUUUUACUGACUUCCUUCUUCUUGCCAGAAAAAUCAUCUGUCCUCUCAAGUUUGGCAGCUACUCCACAUCACAAGCCUUCCAGCUGUUUCCGGAGCAUGUUCCGGAGGGAUUUCCCCAGCAUUCUUUAAGGUUCAGCUU
Messenger RNA from Rhinolophus ferrumequinum (greater horseshoe bat), 3318 nucleotides. It is a transcript of the gene NIBAN3, whose product is annotated as niban apoptosis regulator 3. NCBI's taxonomy places the organism in Eukaryota, Metazoa, Chordata, Mammalia, Chiroptera, Rhinolophidae. The transcript has 15 exons. Bases 745 to 2649 code for a protein of 634 amino acids. The record is from RefSeq and is a predicted model, not a curated record.